This is a messenger RNA of Rhincodon typus (whale shark), 5614 nucleotides long. RefSeq names its product myoferlin-like. Bases 403 to 4737 code for a protein of 1444 amino acids. The record is from RefSeq and is a predicted model, not a curated record. Gene Ontology annotation, biological process: membrane fusion; plasma membrane organization. Gene Ontology annotation, cellular component: membrane. The transcript is spliced from 34 exons. Lineage: Eukaryota; Metazoa; Chordata; Chondrichthyes; Orectolobiformes; Rhincodontidae.
CCUCUCUAUCCAACACCCUCGUGAGUUUGAAUCCUCUAUCAGAUCUCUCCAAGGAGAAUGGCCCCAAGCUCUUUCAUCUAUCCUCGUAACUAAAGUUCUCCAUCCCUGGAACCAUUCUGGCAAAUUGUUUCUGCACUCUCUCCACUGCGUUCACAUCUUUCCGAGGUGCAUAAAGCCACAGUAUUUCAGCUGAGGUCUAACAGGUGUCUUGUACCAGGUCAACAUCACCACCCUGCUCUUGUACUCUAUGCUCCUAUUAAUAAAGCCGAGCACACUGUAGGCUUUAUUAACUGCUCUCUUCACUCUCCUGCCUCCUUCAAUAAUCUGUGCACAGAUACCCUCAGGUCCCUCUACUCUUGCUUCCUGUUUAGAAUCAAACCCCUGAUUUUAGGUUGUCUUUCAAUGUUCUCCCUGUCAAAAUGCAUCAGCUCAUACUUUACUGCAUUGCAGCUGAAUAAAGUUGUGAGGGAGAAAGGGGUGGAAUGGCAGCUCAUGUGGAGUACUGGGGCCAGCACAAACCAAUCGGUCCCCCUGCUGUUUGAGUUCUUUGUAACUGUGUUACGGCGGUAUUCUGUCACAGAUCACGCAGUCUUGCGGAAGUGGUUACUCCUGUACGAGCCGGAUGAUGUGCAGUCCAUGGCCAAGGGAUACCUGAAAGUCAGCAUUAUUGUCCUGACAGCAGGGAGCGAAGCACCGAUAGACAAGAGAGGGACUAAUGAAGAGGAUGAUGUUGAGAGUAACCUACUGCAGCCAGCAGGUAUCCUUUCCCGAUGGGUCACUUUUGAGGUGAAGAUCUAUCGAGCGGAGGACAUCUCGCACAUGUCCAAAGGGCUGAUGUCGAACUUGAAGCACGUGUUCGGGGUAGACAAGGAUAAGGAAGGUGUCGACUCGUUUCUGGAAGUCAGUUUCGCUGGCAAGAAGGUAGUGACGAAGGUUAUUGAAAACCAUGUAAAUCCUGAAUGGAACCAAGUGAUCUACCUGAAGAGCAGGUUUCCUUCCUUGUGUGAGAGUAUUCGUUUCACGGUGUGCGAACGGAAGAGUGCUGUGAAAAGCCACCCCUUAGGAACAACAUACCUGAGCAUCUCAAAAAUCUCGAUGACAGGGUCAGAAGACGAUGAAACGCCUGGGUUCCUGCCAACGUUUGGGCCGUGCUUCCUGAACCUGUACGGGAGCCCCCGGGAAGGCUUAGACGGCUCUGACAAGUAUGACGAGCUCAACCUCGGAAAGAGUGAAGGAGUCUCCUAUCGAGGGAGGAUUUUGAUUGAAUUGGUCACGAGGAUGGACGAAACUUUAGGGAAAACCGUUGACAACUUGUCGUUCGAAGAUUUCUCGAUUGUACAGAGGUACUUGCAGAGGCGGAGGUACAGCCUUUGCGUCGUGUUCUACUCGGCUACGCAAAUGCAGGAUGUGAAGGAGCCGGUCCAGUUUGAGGUCAGCGUGGGCAAUUACGGCAACAAGUUUGACAAGUCGUGCAAACUGCACGCCUCCACGACGCAGUACAGCCAUGCUAUGUUUGAUGGCAACUUUUAUUACUACCUGCCGUGGUGUGACACGAAGCCCAUGGUCGCCCUGACAUCGCACUGGGAAAACAUUGAGCACAGACUGGACAGGUUGAACGUCCUCCUCAAAAUCAUUGACAAGCUGGGAGGCAACCUGGAGGAGAUCAGGACGGCGCUGCCAUCUGAAGGAACACGCCUCACUAGCAUGUGGGUGAAAAUGCUUGACCGGAUCGUGAAGGAUUGCAGUCGCUCCUUCCCACCGUUGAAAAGGCUUCCCCAAGUGACCGCCCUCGAUCAGCAGCUGUAUGACCAACAGGUUAUGCUUCUUAAGAAGAUCAGGAAGUCGGCAGAGAAACUGAGAGACAGAAACAUCAACAUGAAGGACAAGCUGCCCGAAGUUGAAGAGUGGCUCGAGAGGCUCUCAGUACUGGCUGAGGAGCCUCAGAACAGCCUGCCUGACGUGGUUCUCUGGAUGCUGGCCGGCGAGAAGCGAGUUGCCUAUGCUCGGAUUAAAGCGCACUCGGUCCUGUUUUCCAGGGAUAGUGAGAAAUCGUGUGGCAAAUUCUGCGGGAGGUUGCAAACAGUGUUCAUGAAGCAACCGCUGGACAAGUCGCAAAAUCAGAGGAACGUUGCUCAGCUCCGUGUGCGGAUCUGGAUGGGGCUGUCUACUGACGAAGAGGAGUUUGAAAAGUACAUUGAUGGGAAAGUUUUGGUCACUGCAGAAAGAUAUGAAAAUCAGGCAAGGGUCAUGGGCCACUGGGGCACCAGUGGGUUGCUGCAGCAUCCGACGUUCUCUGACGCGUUGGGUAAAAUAAAACUGUCAAGAAAGGACUUCUAUCCUCUCAGGGGCUGGCAGUGGGACGGAAAAUGGACCAUCGACCCCGAGAGGUGUUUGUUGUUUGAUGCUGAUGCGGGCCACAAUGAAUUCACUGAUGAAGUUUAUGAGAAUGAAACCCAUUUGGCUGGAGGAGAAUGGAGCCCAGCCUUGGAACAAUACACAGACAAAAAAGGGAAUAGACACUCACCGAUGGAAGAGAUCGAAUGUCCUGUUGGGUGGGAAUGGAAGGAGGAAUGGAUGCCAGAUUUUUAUGGGGCAGUGGAUGAACAUGGAUGGGAGUACGGAAAGGCCGUUUCACCAGAGACGAUGCCAAGGCACUGGAACCCCACAGAGAAAGCCUACCACACGCACCGGCGACGCCGAUGGAAACGCGAGCGCGUGAGGAAACCUGAUCGCUCUCGCCAGCUGAAGAGAGAAGAGAUUGAUUCAGAUGGCUGGGAGUACGCCCCUCUGUUUGGCUGGAAGUUCCACGUAAAACAGAACAAGGGAGACAUUUACCGUCGCAGGCGCUGGAGAAGGCGGCUAAUCCCCAAGGAGCAGCUAGGCCCGGCGGCCAUUUUCAGACUGGAAGGCUCUUUGUGUCGGGAAAGCAGUGAAGGACAUCUGGAGGAUCUUGAGGAACAGGAGAAGCCUGUUGGCCGUCAGGAACUUUAUGGGAUGACCGCACCCUUUAUAUCUUGCAUUCUGGACCCACCCAUUGCCUUCCAGUUUCGUGGCUACAUCUACCAGGCAAGAGGUUUACUUCCCACCGACAACAACAGCUCUGCAGACCCUUACAUUCAAGUGUCACUCCUGCACCAGAGCAAACGCACCGACAUUGUCAGAGGGACUCUGAACCCGAUCUGGGACCAAACACUGAUUUUUGAGGAGGUGGAAAUCUAUGGCAAUCUGAGAGAGGUGGUUGAGUGCCCACCUUUUGUCUCGCUGGAACUCUUUGACAGUAAUCGUGCCAUUUAUCCAUGCCCCCUGGAAGAUGUGCCUCAGUUUAAGGGGCUUCAGGACUUCUGCCACACCUUUAAACUGUACCGGGGGAAAGUGUAUGGAGAUAUCGAGGAUCCAAUGGUUGUAGGCGAAUUUAAGGGUUCAUUUCGGAUCUAUCCUCUGCCAGAAGAUCCGGCAAAACCCAUCCCCCCACCUCAGUUCCGUCAACUGCCCUCGAGUGAGCCGCAGAUCUGUUUAGUGAGAGUUUACAUUGUCCGCGCUCUCAGCCUCCAGCCGAAGGAUCGCUCUGGGACAUGUGAUCCUUACAUUAAAGUCUCACUGGGGAAGGAGACCGUUGAUGAUCGUGAGCAUUACAUUGCCAAUAACCUCAACCCUGUCUUCGAGCCGAAGAAGCUUCCUUACAACUUCCUGGGUCCCCCAGAAGAACGACUCGCUCUCCACGUUCUGCGGCUGCAGAAUCUGGUGCCGGAACACGUAGAAACCCGGACUUUGUUCAACAGCACCCAACCAGGGAUUGAGCAGGGGAAACUGCAAAUGUGGAUUGACAUCUUUCCAAAGAAGUUGGGUCUCCCCGGUCCACCCUUUAACAUCACCCCUCGGGGUCCUGUCCGGUACAUUCUGCGCUGUAUAAUCUGGAACACGAGUGACGUAAUUCUGCAGGAAACUAAUGUAAUGGGCGAAAGGAUGAGUGAUAUAUAUGUUAAAGGUUGGAUGGUUGGGUUGGAGGAGCAGAAACAGAAUACUGACGUGCACUACAGGUCACUGGAUGGAGAGGGCAACUUUAACUGGAGGUUUAUUUUCCAGUUUGACUACUUAAUAGUGGAGCGUGUCCUUGUCAUCAACAAGAAGAACUAUAUUUGGAGCUUGGAUGAGACGGAAAUGAAAAUGCCUCCUAAACUAAUUCUCCAACUGUGGGACAAUGAUAAAGUGUCCUUUGAUGACUACUUAGGCUACCUCGAGAUUAAUCUGAAUGCUUUCCGGUGCCCAACGAAGUGGGCAGACAGCUGCACACUGGAGAAGUUCUUUAAGCAGGAGGACUCCUCGUCUAACAGCUUGCAGAAGAUGAUUUCACUCUUCAAGCAGAAGAGUAUUAAAGGCUGGUGGCCGUGCGUCACAUACGAAGAAGGCAAACCUUAUUUGACAGGAAAACUGGAAUUGACCCUGGAAUUGCUGACAGAACGCGAAGCUGAAGAGCGGCCAGCCGGGAAGGGAAGAGAUGAGCCUAAUAUGAAUCCCAAACUGGAACCUCCAAACCGGCCAGAUACAUCAUUCUUGUGGUUCCGUUCUCCCUUGAAGGCGAUGAGGCACAUUGUCUGGCGCAAGUACAAGUGGUGGGUUGUCUGCACAUUGCUUCUGGUGAUACCAGUAAUCUUCCUGGUAGCUCUCCUGCACGCUAUUCCCAAUGCUCUAGCAAACUUUUUGUUGCAGUCCACCAGAUACCACAGGAAGAAAAAGUGACAGGAGAGAGAGAGAGAGGCCAUCUGGACUCGGAAGGCAUCCAGCCUCGUGGUCGAGGGUGGGGUGGGGGGUGCUCGGCACGGCAGGAACAGAAAGGGAGAAGCUCAUUUCCACGCUGUGGUUCAUUUUGGCGUUGACCAUAGCUGGGCACAUAUGUGCCUCUGUGUGUAUGUGUGUGUGUAUACGUAUGUGUGCUUGCAUGUGUGUGUCAGAGACAGGACUCGAGAAGAGUAAAACAGAAUCCCACGUUCGUACGUGAAACAUUCCGGAGAAGGUGCGCCCGAACUAAAGAAAGAAAAGGUCUCCUUGAGUCCCGGCCUCCCGUCAAUGAACCAAAACUUGAACUCUGUACGGAAGGCUUUGAGGAGUAAGGGUGUGGAAACUCGUAACGUGGGAUUUCCAAUUGCAGCCCAUCCGAGAUUUGUUUCCCAUUUACUUGCAUGUUUUUUUUUCCCUCAAAAAAAAAACUGUGUUUAAAGGGGAUCUUUGUUUCUUUUUCCAAAGAAUUUGUCACGAUAACGUAUAAAAGAAUUUCUUUUUGUUUUUUUAAUUGUUAAAUAUGUAUCAGCCCACUGUAAAUAAAAUGCAAAGAUACUCUUAUUUAACAGACAAUUUGUUUCUCUCUGGGGGCUGAGAGAUUACAGGGAGAGAGACUGGAAGCUGAUUGAAGGGUUCAGAAGUGUGUUUUUGUACAGUAAUGGACACCCUCCAGCAAGUUACAGGCUGCAUGGAAUGCAGGCGUUUGGAUGGUUUAUACUUGGAAUCUAUAAUGGGUACCACACGGCGGCAGUUUGAUUGAGGAGUUCGGGGAUUGAAGAAUGGCUUUCAAGAGACGUCUGAUGUUCAAAGAAGAGGUAAGGGGUCCUUUAAUUGUCUU